Larimichthys crocea (large yellow croaker) is the source of this 2886-nucleotide messenger RNA. RefSeq names its product equilibrative nucleoside transporter 1-like. Lineage: Eukaryota; Metazoa; Chordata; Actinopteri; Sciaenidae. The coding region runs from base 358 to 1656 and encodes 432 amino acids. Gene Ontology annotation, cellular component: plasma membrane. Gene Ontology annotation, biological process: uridine transmembrane transport. The transcript is spliced from 13 exons. The record is from RefSeq and is a predicted model, not a curated record. Gene Ontology annotation, molecular function: nucleoside transmembrane transporter activity.
AGGUCAAAGGUCCAAGGUCACUGCAGACUGAAGAAGUGAUUCUGCUGAAACUACAGAAAGAAGAGGCACAGACGAUCAGAGGAAGAGAAGGGAAAGAUGAUUUAAAGAAACAUGACAGAAAAACAGGAAGAAAGAUUUCACAACUGACUGGACGGAAAGACUGACUGACGGAGAGUGAAGAAGAAACUUCAAAAAACUGACCAAAGAUUCAAACAAUUGCAGAUUCGACAGAGAACAGAAUUUAAAAAGUGAAGCCAGUUGUUGUUAAUGACUGCCAGGGAACAUUUCUGAAGAAAGAACAGCCGGAUCAUUCUGUUCUCAUCCCGUAGCAACAUUCAAGGACGUCUUUAGGGUAAAAUGGCCAUCAGUUCACCAAAAGACAAGUAUUUUGGCGUUUGGCUCAUCUUCUUCAUGCUCGGUUUGGGAACGCUGCUGCCCUGGAACUUCUUCAUGACUGCUACCGUGUACUUCACCAGCCGUCUGAAGGACUCCUCUUUGGUUGAUUUUUCAGCCAAUCAUACAGAGGCAGUAGGUGAGCAUCGCAGCAUUCUGGAAGCCAAAUUCAACAAUGUGAUGACGAUCUGUGCCAUGCUGCCAUUGCUCCUCUGCACCUGCCUCAACUCCUUCCUGCACUCACUUAUUUCUCAGCGUCUGCGUGUGAUGGGCAGUCUGCUUGUCAUCAUGCUCGUCUUCAUUGUCACCGCAAUCCUCGUCAAAGUUCAGAUGGAGCCACUGCCCUUCUUCUCCAUUACCAUGGUGAAGAUCAUCAUCAUCAAUUCCUUUGGUGCUGUGCUACAGGGCAGUCUAUUUGGGAUGGCUGGGUUGCUGCCGACUUCAUAUACGACUCCCAUCAUGAGCGGUCAGGGACUCGCUGGAACCUUCGCUGCCUUUGCCAUGAUCUGCGCCAUCGCAAGUGGUUCAGAGCUUCAGGAUGCAGCAUUUGGUUAUUUUAUCACCGCCUGUGUUGUUAUUUUUCUGGCCGUCCUCUCUUACGUCCUGCUACCUAAACUGGUGUUUUUCCAGUUUUAUCAGGAGAGAAACAGGAAACAGAGAUCAGAUGAGGACAACUCUGUGAAUCUGAUGAACCAAAAUGGAGCAGCUGAUCCCAACAUACGGCAAAAUGUUUCUAUGAUUGGGAUCUUUAAGAAGAUCUGGCUGUUGGCUUUGUCUGUGUGUUUCACCUUUACUAUCACCAUCGGCAUAUUUCCCGCCAUCACUGCUGACACAAAAUCCACCAUUGGAUUGGAGGGCUCUUGGGACCAGUACUUUAUCCCAGUCAGCUGUUUCCUGCUCUUUAACCUGUGUGAUUGGGGUGGGCGGAGCUUAACAGCCGUCUGUAUGUGGCCACAGAAGGACAGUCUGUUACUUCCUGUCUCCAUCCUGUGUCGCCUUGUCUUCAUCCCUCUCUUCAUGUUGUGUAACGUCCACCCUCGUCUCCACCUGCCCGUCUUCUUCCAUCAUGAUGGCUGGUUCAUUUUCUUCAUGGUCCUCUUUGCCUUCAGUAACGGAUAUUUGGCCAGCCUCUGCAUGUGCUUUGGACCAAAAAAUGUUCUUCCUCAUGAAGCAGAAACAGCUGGAACCAUUAUGGCUUUCUUUCUGUCUCUGGGUUUGGCUUCAGGAGCUGCACUCUCUUUCAUCUUCAGAGCAAUGGUUUAAGUGAAAACAUCUUAAUUACUGGAUUAGCUGGGAGUGUAUUGGUGUGACUAGAAAAAAAAUGAUAAAGUUCUAGCCCACUGUCAAACCUUCAGUGCUUUUCAAGCUGAACCUGAAACUGUGGACAUUUUAUCCUUAUAGUAACAUCAGAAACAAACAUUUUCAGGACAAAUCAAGACUGAAGAGAAAGAACACAUCUCAUAACACUAAAAAAAGACAAAGUAUCACAAUCAAUACUGGGUUCACUUGACAGAACCAGCAGUCAGUUUAGACCUAAUGUUAUUGUUAUAUUGCUGAUAGUUUUCAUCUUUACUUUGUUCUGACUAAUGCAGUUCCUGCCUGGAUUAACAUAUCUGUGAAUUAAAUACGUCAUUAAAGUAAUAGGGUGGAGUCCCUCCCCUCAUCCAGUCCGCCCCCCAGCCAAGUGAUAUCAUCCAUAUUAUCCGAACCUCCAGAUUUUCCAUUAAACAUUUAAAUGAAAUAUUGUUGUCUUUUCUUUUGAUCUGAUUGGGUUACGGUUGUUAAUGAAUGCACAUGGUUCAUAUUUUUUAUAAUUCGUUUGCAGGUAUGUAGCCUCAUUUUCUGUGACUUGUUUGUAGCUACAGUAAUUCAGAGGUUUUCUGUGCCAUGCCAGUUGCUGGAGUACCCAUGGUGGCAGCAGACAUACCACGCAUGGAUUAGGAUGAGUUGGUUUUGUAUGAACUUCCAACUACACUUGAUGGGUCCAUUACCUUGUCUGUUGUCCAGCAAAAGUCAAGGAGCAUCAGUAAGUAGUGGAGUCCUGAUAACCCUGACCAAACUUCCCCCUACCCAAAGACAAUGCUUGUCUCCUUCUGCAUGGUAGUGCCCACACCCUGGCCUGUUUAGUUGACUCUGGGGCCGACAUCGGUAUUAUGGACAAAAAGUUGGCAACCCACCUGGAGCUGGGCCAAGUUCCCCCUACCCAAGCCGAUACUGCUAGGUUGCUGCAGAACAGACCCAAAAGCAGACUUGGAUGAGUUUCAAACAGGGGUUUAUUGAAUAGAGGACGGGAACUGGGAAUGGCCGACGAGGAGGAAAUGGCAGAGCUGAAAAGGGGAAUCGUGCGAUGGCAGUGGGCAGGCAAUCUGAGCUGGCAGGGGAGAAGUUGCUGGAUAGAGCAAGCAGGCAGAUCUCUGGCAGGAGGUGGUGGUAAUUGUCCUGAGCACAAAGAGACUGGUUAAGAGCAUAGAAAGACAAACUUCCAAAAAAAAA